Molecule: messenger RNA, 3983 nt
Organism: Sardina pilchardus (European sardine)
Lineage: Eukaryota; Metazoa; Chordata; Actinopteri; Clupeiformes; Clupeidae
Gene: adamts10
Product: ADAM metallopeptidase with thrombospondin type 1 motif, 10
Exons: 25
Coding region: 32-3325 (1097 amino acids)
Biological process (GO): proteolysis; extracellular matrix organization
Cellular component (GO): extracellular matrix
Molecular function (GO): metalloendopeptidase activity
Source: RefSeq, a predicted model, not a curated record
GUCCUUGGCCUGCGUGGUCAUUGUUGUCGCCAUGGUUGCCAGCAAGGUGGUACCCGAGAGAGGUGCCCGUGAAGAGUUCACGACGUCAUCACAAGAGGAGUUCCUGUCCAGUCUGGACCAGUAUGAGAUCGCCAUCCCGGUGCGCGUGGGUCCUGGUGGGGAGACCCUGGAGACCGAGAACCCUCAGCAUCAGCACAGCGCUCACAGGCGCCAACGCCGCAACAGCGCCGGUGACGAGGCGCAGUUGUACUACCAGCUGGCCACGCAGCACAGCAGCUUCCUGCUCAACCUGACGCUGCAGACGGGGCUGCUGUCGCGCCAGUUCCGCGUGGAGUACUGGAGCCGCGGCCGGCUGGCCUGGAGCCACCCCUACGCGCCCAGCUGCCACUACACCGGCCACCUGCAGCACCAGCACCACUCCAGCCAGGUCGCCCUCAGCAACUGUGAUGGCCUGAGGGGGGUGAUCAUGGCUGGGGGUGAGGAGUUCCUGAUCGAGCCCCUCGGCUCCCCCGAGAACCUCACCAGCAUCGAGGGCCGUGAAGGGCGCCCCCAUGUGGUCUACAAGAGGUCAUCGCUGAGGCACCAGUACCUGGACCAGUCGUGUGGCGUCAUCGAUGAGAAGCCGGGGAAGACGCUGGCGUGGUGGCAGCGCACGCUCAAGACGCCGCCCGAUCACAUGGCCCGGGGCCAGCUGCCGCUCAAGCGCUCGGUGAGCCGCGAGCGCUACGUGGAGACGCUGGUCGUGGCCGACAAGAUGAUGGUCGGUUACCAUGGCCGCAGGGACAUCGAGCAGUACAUCUUGGCCGUGAUGAAUGUUGUUGCCAAACUCUUCCAUGAUUCUAGCCUGGGGAAUGCUGUGAAUAUUGUAGUCACUCGGCUCAUCCUGCUGAUGGAGGAUCAGCCCACCUUAGAGGUCAACCACCACGCGGGGAAGUCGCUGGACAGCUUCUGUAAGUGGCAGAAGGCCAUCCUGCACCGCAACGGCAACGGCAACGCCAUCCCUGACAACGGCAUAGCACACCACGACACCGCCGUGCUCAUCACCAGGUAUGACAUCUGCAUCUACAAGAACAAACCAUGUGGGACAUUAGGUCUGGCUCCAGUAGGGGGGAUGUGUGAGCCGGAGAGGAGCUGCAGUAUUAACGAGGACAUCGGCCUGGCAACCGCUUUCACCAUCGCACACGAGAUAGGACACACGUUUGGGAUGAACCACGACGGCGUGGGGAACGCGUGCGGCUCCCGCAGUCAGGAGACGGCCAAGCUGAUGGCCGCCCACAUCACCAUGAAGACCAACCCCUUCGCCUGGUCCGCCUGCAGCCGCGACUACAUCACCAACUUCCUGGACUCAGGCAUGGGCUCGUGCCUCAACAACAUCCCCCCGAAGCAGGAGUUUGUGUACCCGUCCACCGCUCCUGGGCAGGUGUACGACGCCGACGAGCAGUGCCGCUUCCAGUACGGAGUCAAGUCCCGGCAGUGCAAAUACGGGGAGGUGUGUAGUGAGCUGUGGUGUAUGAGUAAGAGUAACCGCUGCAUCACCAGCAGCAUCCCGGCAGCAGAGGGGACCAUUUGCCAGACCAACACCAUCGAGAAAGGGUGGUGCUAUAAGCGCUUGUGUGUGGCCUACGGCACGCGCCCCGAGGGCGUGGACGGUGGGUGGAGCUUGUGGUCGCCGUGGGAGGAGUGCAGUCGCACCUGUGGAGGCGGAGUCUCCUCGUCUGUCCGUCACUGUGACAGCCCCAGGCCCACUGUCGGCGGACGGUACUGUUUGGGGGAGAGGAAGCGCUUCAGGUCCUGCAACAUCGACGAGUGCCCGGCCGGAUCUCAGGACUUCCGUGAGAUUCAGUGCUCUGACUUUGACAACGUGCCUUUCAGAGGGAAAUUCUACACAUGGAAACCCUACAGAGGGGGUGGGGUGAAGUCCUGCUCUCUGAACUGCCUGGCGGAAGGAUAUAACUUCUACACGGAGAGGGCGCCAGCGGUGGUGGACGGAACUCCAUGCAGGGACGACUCACUGGACGUCUGCGUCAACGGAGACUGCAAGCACGUGGGCUGCGACCGCAUCCUGGGCUCGGACGUCCGAGAGGACCGCUGCCGCGUGUGUGGGGGGGACGGCAGCACCUGCGCCGCCAUCGAGGGAGUCUUCAACGACACGCUGCCUGAAGGAGGUUAUGAAGAAGUUGUCCGGAUUCCCAAAGGCUCAGUCUUCAUCCACAUCCAAGAGCUCAACGUCUCCCUCAACUACUUGGUGCUGAAGAGCAAAGGCGAUCAGUACUUCAUCAAUGGAAAGCUGACCAUCGACACCCCCCGCCGCUUUGACAUUGCCGGGACGACCUUUCACUACCGGCGCCCUGCCGACGAGCCCGAGUCUCUGGAGGCCCUCGGGCCUACAAACAUCACCCUGAUCGUCAUGGUGCUGGUGAGAGAGGAGAACCCUGGAAUAGUGUACCGCUUCAACCCCCCUGUGAGCCGAGACCUCCUCAGUGGAUACGCAUGGCACUACACAUCCUGGAGCCGCUGCUCUGAGCUCUGUGCUGGAGGGGUGCAGGCUCAGCAGGUGGUGUGUAAGAAGCAGGCGGACCACUCCGUAGUGUACAGCCACUUCUGCGACAAGAAGAACAAACCCAAGGACAAGAAGAGGACAUGUAACACAGAGCCCUGCUCCCCAACCUGGUGGACGGGCGAGUGGUCGGAGUGCAGCCGCAGCUGUAACGGGGGCGUGCGUACGCGGGAGAUCCUGUGCAAGAGGAAGGUGGCGGGCGCUGAGGAGAAGGUCCAGGACGACUCCGUCUGCCCCACGCCCCGACCCCCCCUCACAGAGCCCUGCAACAACCACAGCUGCCCCCCCGAGUGGCUCGCCCUCAACUGGUCCGAGUGCUCCCCCAGCUGCGGUCCCGGGUUCAGGCACCGGGUGGUGCUGUGUAAGAGUGGGGCCAGCGGGGACACGCUGCCCGAGUCCGACUGCCCCAAACUGGGCCGCCCGUCCAGCAGGGUGCGCUGUAACCUGCAGCGCUGCCCGCCGCCGCUCUGGGUGCCCGGCCCGUGGGGCGAGUGUUCUGCUAAGUGUGGUUUGGGGCAGCAGAUGCGGUUGGUGAGGUGUCUGACCAACACUGGGCUGCCGUCGUCUGAGUGUCCCGACCUCCAGAGGCCGUCCAGCAUGCAGCAGUGCAGGAGCAAGUGUGACCUCGUCCUCUUCAGCCCCACCGACAAUCCUGAGGAGUGCAAAGAUGUGAACACAGUGGCAUACUGCCCCCUGGUGCUCAGGUUCAAGUUCUGCAGCCGGCCGUAUUUCAGGCAGAUGUGCUGUAAGACCUGCCAAGGACACUGACCUCCGGUGCUGCCGGUUCCUCCGGUUCCUCCGCUCUCUCUGUCCACCACUCCACGGUUCCUGACUCCCCACCCCAGACAGCAGUUGACUCUGGAACAGAACCGGUCCGAGUGCGGCCCGUCUAAACCCAAGUCACCAGGACGGGGGUGCGAUUCCUGCAGUAGUCGGGCGAUACGGUUCCUAGAACGCUAGAGACACACUCUCAGUGGUUUAGUUGCUGUGGUGGUUGCUCAGCAACACUACCCCAGGAAACGCACCCCCUGUCCCUGGAGUUAGCUGCUCUCUGAGGUCACUUCCUGUUCUGUGAAACCCUCUGACGGGGAGACGUGUGGGCGAGCGGGACGCUGGCGAGAGGAGGACGAGCGACGGAGGCGGAGGCGGAGGGAGACGGACGCGCGAGACUUUAGCUGCUGUCGGUUACCGUGGGGACCUGUGAGACCAGCCGACCCCCGAUGCUGCUGCCCCUGCUGCUGGUGAGGAGUCGGAUCAGCUCCCUGAACAUCCUCCCUCCAUCGCCAUAGCAACGUGCCAUCAGAGCUACAAACAUCCCACCGGAGGGGGCUCCGCCAGCUCCUCUCUGGAAGCAUCAGUUGUCCGUUUGUUUGUUUGUUUGUUUGUUGUUGUCUUCUCUUGACACAACAAAGAUCAGCUUAUCUGA